Molecule: messenger RNA, 1059 nt
Organism: Puma concolor (puma)
Lineage: Eukaryota; Metazoa; Chordata; Mammalia; Carnivora; Felidae
Source: RefSeq, a predicted model, not a curated record
AUGAACCAAUCAGGCACGAACCAAUCAAGCUUACCAGACAUGAAUCAACCAGGCAUGAGCCAGUCAGGAAUGAGCUUAUUUGGUAUGUACCAACUGGACAUAAGCCAACCGAACACAAGUUUACUUGACAUGAACCAACUGAGCAUGAAACAACCAGGUAUGAGCCAACCAGGGGUGAGGCAAGGAGGCACAUGCCACCUAGGCCUGAGAAAACCAGGCCCAAGCCAGUCAGGCACAAGUCAAUCAGGUAUGAGGCAAACAGAUCUGAGCCAAUUCAGCAUAAGUCAACCAGGCCCAAGCCAACCAGGCAUGAAGCUACCAUGCUCAAGCCAAUUCAGCACAAGUCAACUAAGCCUGAGGCAAUCAGGCCCAAGUCAAACAGGCAUGAGGCAACCAGGCCUGAGCCAAUUCAGAAUGAAUCAACCAGGAAUGAGGCAACCAGGCUGGAGUCAAUCAGGAACAAGCAAAGCAGGCAUGAACAAACCAGGCCCAAGCCAACCAGGCAUAAGCCAACCAGGAAGGAGCCAAUCAGGCAUGAGGCAACCAAGAAUGAAUUCUUUCCGAGUAAGACCUGCAGAGGCUCAUGAUUGCCCAGAAAUCCUGCACCUAAUUAAAGAAUUGGCUUCCUGUAAGAACAUGCUGGAUGCAGUGAAGUUAACAGUAACGAAUUUACUCAGGGAUGGCUUUGGGAACAAUCCCCUUUUCUAUUGCCUGAUUGCAGAAGUACACAACCAACAAAAACCAUCAGGCAAAAUGACUAUUGGAUUUGCCAUGUACUACUUUAUGUAUGACCCCUGGAUUGGCAAGUUACUUUACCUAGAGGACUUUUAUGUCAUACAAGCUUACCGACGUCUAGGUAUUGGAGCAGAAAUGUUGAAAAGGUUAAGUCAGAUAGCCAUCAGAAGCCAAUGUAACUGCAUGCACUUUCUUGUUGUCAUUUGGAACCAGGCUUCUAUUGACUACUACACUCAUCGAGCUUUAGAUCUUUCCUCUGAGGAGGGGUGGCAUCUGUUCAGGUUUAACAGACAAGAACUUAUGGAUAUUGCAAAAGAAGAGUGA